Eurytemora carolleeae is the source of this 1482-nucleotide messenger RNA. RefSeq names its product transcriptional regulator Myc. Gene Ontology annotation, molecular function: DNA-binding transcription factor activity, RNA polymerase II-specific; RNA polymerase II cis-regulatory region sequence-specific DNA binding; protein dimerization activity. Lineage: Eukaryota; Metazoa; Arthropoda; Copepoda; Calanoida; Temoridae. Bases 193 to 1335 code for a protein of 380 amino acids. The transcript has 3 exons. The record is from RefSeq and is a predicted model, not a curated record. Gene Ontology annotation, biological process: regulation of transcription by RNA polymerase II.
UUUGUGAAUGUAGUCAGUCUUGUGGCUACUUGAGCAGGGAACACCCAUCCUUUACUACACUGCCGUUGCCGGGACAUAGUUGAAAUUAGUGGAACAAAUCUCUAGUCAGCAUUGUUGUGAAUAAAUACAACUCUACUAUCCUCUACACUAAACUGCAAGGUUUCUGUAGUUUAUUUGCUCUGUGGCUCCAAGAUGGUGCUAGACCAGGUUUUCGGACAGCUGGUGGGCGGCUCCAUGGAACCAGACCUUUCAUAUAUUGAAGACUCGAAAGAAAUCCUCAACGAAAUGUCAAUGGAUUUGGACGAUUUCAAAUUUGAUUUUGAUACCAUCAGUGAUAGUUUAGGACCCUGGAUUCAAACUAACGAUUUGAAAUUAGACAUUGAUUCAGAUUUACAAGACGAUAGCUUUUUUAACAGUGAUUCCAUAGAUUUCGAGGACCUAAACAUUUCAGAAGCAGUUCGAUACGACUGUAUGUGGUCUAGUAACCCUGCCCCAGCUCCAGAAACCAAGAAACAAAUUUGUGAGAAUACACUAUUUGAAGAAUUCCUAAAGAUCAUCGAUAGUCCAUCACAGUUCGAACUAGAAAUAAAGGAGGAGAACACAGAAACCGAGGCGAAGCCCCUGAUUGAAUCUAGUUCCUGUGAUAAAUCUUUAUCCGAGGAGGAGAGUAAGGUUCGAAGUUUCUCCGCAUCAUUAGAUCAUUGUUAUGUAAGCUCCAGUUUACCUUCCUCCAACCUACCCCAGUACCCAACCAACUUUUUGGAUACACCUCCAGAAUCCUCUGAAGAUGAGGAUACCCAAACCAUAGUUCCUUUCCCUCACAUUCUCAACCCUGCUCCAACCUCUUGUAUUCAAUCACAAAGUUUACUGAAGAGCCCCAGAUCAAGAAUAGGAGGAGAACCCAAAUUUUGUUUCAGAGUUAAACUGAAAUCUGAUAAGUCUAGGUCAGUUUUGAAACAAAAGCUAAACCUGUCAAGUUCUCCCGUUAAACGGUUGAAUUUGGGAAUAAUGAAUAAGAAUAUGGUUCAGACAAGUAUACGAAGGAGGAAAGAGGAAAGCUUAAAGGUCAAACAUCACGAAGCGCGAGAAAUUCACAAUCACAUGGAAAGGCAGAGAAGGAACGAGCUAAAAGUAGCGUUUGAUGAGCUGAAAGCUUGCAUACCAGACAUAGCAACCUCGGAGAAAGUAUCCAAGCAGAUGAUUUUAGAUACAGCUUUACAAAACUGUAAGCUUCUUAGGUCUAGAGAGAUUUCAAUGAAACUACGAAAGGAGAAAUUGAAGAAAGCGAACGCUGAAUUGAAACAGAAACUAUUAAGUUUGCAGGGAUUAUGCUAGUGUGUAGUAGAUGGGCAUUAUAUAUAUAUAUUCUAUUGGAACCUCGCCUAUAAUCUCGACAAAGUGAUUAAAUCUAAAUUAUUAAAUUUAACAUAGUUAUAUAUGCAUAUUUCAUACAAAUUAUAUUAACGGUUAGAUUUCUUCAAA